AUGGCCGCAGAGCCUAAUUCUUCAGGAAGGAAGCUGCGCAUCCUGUGCCUCCAUGGCUACCUGCAGAAUGCUGAGGUGUUCAGAGGCAGGAUAGGUUCGCUCCGGAAGGGGCUCAAGUCAAGGGCAGAGUUUUUCUUUGUGGAUGCGCCACAUCUGGCACAGGGCGAAGAGGCAGAAAUCAGAGCAGCAGGGGGAACUGGCGACCACCCUCGAGCCUGGUGGACAUGGGAGGAUCUCAAUGAAACAAAGCGGCCCUCAAAGGCUGCAAAGUACAGCGGUUGGAAGGCAUCUGCCGAUGUCCUGGAAUCUGUGCUGAAGGAGCAGCAAUAUGACGGCAUCCUGGGUUUCUCACAAGGCGCCACUGCAGCAGCGCUCUUCCUGGCAGGCCACAAAGACUCCACUCCUGCCUUGAAAUUUGCCAUUCUGGUGAGUGGCUUCUUGCCGCGGGACCCCAGUUAUGCAGAGAUAUUGAAGGAGGGACAAGUGUCACUCCCAACACUCUUUGUGCAUGGCAGCGCCGAUGAGCUGGUACUGCCUGAGAGGGGGCUGGAGUUGCAAGAAACUUUUGCAGAGGGCUCCUACACGGUGCUGGAGCACCCAGGCGCGCACUUUGUGCCAACAUGCACUGGGGCCGUUAAGCAGCAGAUAGUGCACUUUUUGGACAAGUUCUGA
Molecule: messenger RNA, 672 nt
Organism: Coccomyxa subellipsoidea C-169
Lineage: Eukaryota; Viridiplantae; Chlorophyta; Trebouxiophyceae; Coccomyxaceae
Product: alpha/beta-hydrolase
Exons: 5
Coding region: 1-672 (223 amino acids)
Cellular component (GO): nucleus; cytoplasm
Source: RefSeq, a predicted model, not a curated record